Triticum turgidum subsp. durum (durum wheat) is the source of this 576-nucleotide messenger RNA. The record is from the annotation of a GenBank genome assembly. NCBI's taxonomy places the organism in Eukaryota, Viridiplantae, Streptophyta, Magnoliopsida, Poales, Poaceae.
AUGCGGAGGUUCCAGGAGUCCGUCAAGGCCCUCGAGGCCGACAUCGAGCACGCCAAUGCGCUGGCGUCGGAGUUCCUGAGGGACUACGACGGGUCGGUCAUCCAGAUGCGGAUGGCCUACAGCGCCGUCGCGCAUGUCCUCGUCCAGUGGACCGACUGCAGACUCGCCAGCGCGCUCGGCCUCCUCAAGAUUAUGAUCUACAAGGUGUACGCGGAGGAUGGCACGACGACCUUGCCAAGUUGGGAGAGGGAGGCCAGCAUCAGAGAAUUCUACGGUGUUAUAUUCCCGUCGUUGCUUCAGCUGCCAAGCGGGAUCACUGAACUGGACGACAGGAAGCAAAGGAGGCUGUGCGUGGACAAGUUCAAGAGAAGGGAUGGCGAUUUCUCUCACCUGGAUUUGGAGAGGGAGGUCGAGUGUGGGAUUUGUCUGGAGGUGAACGCUAAAAUCGUGCUGCCCGACUGUACGCACUCCUUGUGCUUGAGGUGCUUCGAAGAAUGGUAUGAAAUUCCCUCGUCUCCCUCAUUCGAUCGCCUGCAAAAGUCAUUGCUUCAAUCAUUUGCGCAAUUUUUUUUAUAG